UGGUCGACGACGUUCAAGGACAGCUUGGCCACGAUCGGCAACAUGGUCAUGAUCAUGCACCCGUGGAACGACCCGAUCGUGCUUCGUCGAAGCUGGUGCGUCUUUGAGGUCUACGUCGCAGUGACAAUGGGCGCGCGCUUUGAGAUUGCACUGGCGCAAGACCAAGAAGCCACGUUUCUCGCUGACAUGGCUGAAGACGGCGCCUUUCUCCAGAUGCUGGCGACCAUCAAGAGCGAAAACUCAGAAGCGACAAUUGCCGGGGACCGCGACGGUAUCUUUGCGUUGAUUCGCGCCGAGACGUCAUUCGUAGCCGUCGACCGGCUCAUCUUCUCUACGCUGUCUACAUGGAUCAAGACAACCUUGGAAGCAUCGAUCGCGUCGGCGCCAACGCCAGCCGAGAAGGCGGCGCGCUGGUUGCAGCUUGGUCUCAUCUACACCCGCGAGACUAAGGACGCCGAGAGCGAGCGCUGCUGUCGCCACGCGGUCGACUUGUUUACGCAAUCGCGCGGCCCGGACGCACCUGAGACGCUUGCUGCCGCGUCGCAUUUGGCCUAUGCAAUCGCGUACCAGCGCAAGCCGCGCGACGAGUGGGAGCCGGCCUUUACCGCAUCGCUCGCGUCGCUCGAGCGCCAACUCGGUGCCGCCGACUGCCGGUCGCUGCGGUCGCGCGCCGACUUUGCCGCGUCGCUGGCUUGGAACGGAGACUUUACCGCGUCCCUCGACAUGAGCAUGACGCUGCUGGACCUCCAGCGACACUCGUUUGGCCUCGGCGACUGGCGCACGGCCAGCACGUUGAGCAUGAUUGGCAUCAACCACUUCCAACUCGGCGCCCGGCGCGUCGCGGCUCGCUGGCUCGCAAAGGCACUGCCAAUUCAAGAAGCGCAUUUUGGCAAGGACCAUACGUCGACGACACUCACGAUUUCGUUCCUGGCGGGCGCGUUCAUGUUUCUCGGGGAGCUGCAGCGGGCGCUGCCGCUGGCUCAGCACCUUGUCGAGACCAGCGAACGGACGCGGGGCCCGGACAACAGCGGCACGAUGGUCGACAAGAUGAACCUCGCAAUGGUCACGCUCAUGGCCGGGCAUCUGCACGAAGCAACGACGCAGCUCGAGGCGCUUGAAGAUGCACUUGUGAGCCGCUCUGACCUCUCGCACCAUCAUCGAGAAGUGUUAAAACACUUGGCCGUCGCGUAUUGGGCUGCCGGCAAGUAUGACGUCGCCGCGUCAUGCUACCGCCGCAUUUUCGAGGCGACGCCCGAUAAGGAGAGCGCGUGGCUGCUCGUCGGCUUCCUUCUCGACGCACCACCGACGACCGCGCAGCGCGACGAGAGCUUGGCGCGCGUACGCCAGUACAUGAUGACGAGCCACGAUGACGCGCCCGAGUCGUGGCCCAUGAGCUGCACGGUGUGCUGCCAGCCGGUGCACGGCCGCCUCGCCAAGUGCGAUAGUUGUCCAAAGGCACUGUUUGUGUUUUGUGCGUCGUGCCUUCAGCGGCACCCGCGCCGCGCUUUGAAAUUCUGCGCCCACGACCAUGCGACGACCGCGUAUGCGACGAUGACGCCGCCGCGUCGCUUCUUUUUUGAAGCGGACCUCGUCUCAUUGGAUGUUUCCUUUGACGAGAUCGACGGGAUCUUUUGUGCGUACGAGACGUACUGCGACGCGCACAGCGUGCCACGUCAUGAGCGGUUGCCGCGGUCGUCGGUGCCCAUCUUGAGCCGUGCGUGGCACCCGAUGCUGUAGCUUGGUAUGUAUUGCUGUGAAUGGAACCAAGACGUACAAUAAAAAUUGUACUAAAGUUUCUAGAAA
Messenger RNA from Saprolegnia diclina VS20, 1803 nucleotides. RefSeq lists its product as hypothetical. The record is from RefSeq and is a predicted model, not a curated record. Lineage: Eukaryota; Oomycota; Saprolegniomycetes; Saprolegniales; Saprolegniaceae. Gene Ontology annotation, molecular function: protein binding. The transcript has 2 exons. Bases 43 to 1737 code for a protein of 564 amino acids.